Molecule: messenger RNA, 1525 nt
Organism: Osmia bicornis bicornis
Lineage: Eukaryota; Metazoa; Arthropoda; Insecta; Hymenoptera; Megachilidae
Gene: Lipt1
Product: lipoyltransferase 1, mitochondrial
Exons: 4
Coding region: 1-1200 (399 amino acids)
Biological process (GO): protein lipoylation
Cellular component (GO): mitochondrion; cytoplasm
Molecular function (GO): lipoyltransferase activity
Source: RefSeq, a predicted model, not a curated record
AUGUCGCUAAUCAACAGAUUCAUGAUCGUUGUUAAACGAGGUGCUGGAUAUAAUAAUUUACAACAGAUAUCUAGAUAUUCGACGAGUACCAACGACAAGCAAGACGACCCGAAUAAUUUGAUAACGAAGUCAGUAUUCAUAUCGCAAUCCACGGAUGUGUUCACCAAUUUAGCGUUAGAAGAUUGGUUCUACAGAUAUCAUAACUUCACGAAUCAUCAUGUGUUGCUAUUAUGGCGCAACGAUCCUUGCAUCGUAAUUGGACGUCAUCAGAAUCCAUGGAUCGAGCACAAUUGUCAGAUAGCCGAGAAACGUGGUAUAGUAGUGGCCCGACGGAACAGCGGGGGUGGUACUGUCUACCAUGACACCGGUAACCUAAACCUGUCGUUUUUUACACCACGAGAACGAUACAAUCGAAAAUACAAUCUGGGCAUCAUUACUAGAGCUCUGUAUCGUGAAUGGGGUGUUAAGGCUGACAUUAACAAACGCGAGGACAUCGUUGUCGAAGGGGAAUACAAAGUAUCCUUUAAUAUAUCUGGUACUGCAGCAAAAUUAGGACGGCCGAACGCAUACCAUCACUGCACACUGUUGGUUGAUGUAAACAAAACGGCUUUAAGCUUAGCGCUCGAGAGAAAAGAGAAUGGUAUAGAAACAAAUGCCACAGCGUCUACCCGUUCCCCAAUAAAAAAUUUAAUAGACGUAAAUUCCCAUAUACGAAUGGACAAGCUGAUUAACGCGGUAGGCUGGGAAUUUCUUCGUACAAAGGCACUUGUUCUAGAGGACGGUGGACAGAAUCUCAUACAACGCCAGAAAGGCUUUCAAUAUAUUAAUCCUACCGAAGAUUGGUUUCCAGGUCUCAAUGAAUUAGUGAAUGAGCACAGGUCCUGGGAAUGGAAUUAUGGCAAAACGCCUGAAUUUUCGGUAACACGUGUUCUCGAUGUACCUCUUCGAGACAAUAAGGUUCACCGAUUUACUUUGACGUUGGAUAUACAAGCUGGUAUCAUCGAAGAAAUCAAAAUGAGACUACCAGCCGACCUGGUAUCAAAUGAUUUUAGUCAAGAGGCGAGCGUGAUAACUAAUCUACGCGGCACUAGAUACGAUCACGAAGUAAUGGAAAAUAUAAUAUCCGCGAUUGGUUGCAAGACUGUUACAUUAAGUACGAGCCAAAAUGAAGAUAAAAGUAAUAUGAUUGCUAAGCAAUGAUUAAACCCGCCAAACAAUCACAAUGAUUGAGCUGAAAAAUUGUUGUGUUCAAUGUAAAAGAAAAAGUCAAGUCAUCGUAUAACUGGCUAUGCAAAUAGUUGUGUUAUGUACAGCUUCUUUUUUUAAAAUAUAAAGACUUAUUCUUGUUAUUACUGUAUAUGCAUGUAGUAUAUAUAUAAAAUAUGUAAUUUGUAACAUAGAUACAAAAAAGCAAAACAAAAUGUAUCUUAGGCCACGUUGUAUAACGUAUUUUUGUAUUUUUACACUGUUAACGUAUGUGUAUGAUUUUAAUAAGCUGUUGUUAUUAAUAAAUUUUACUAAUGUA